This is a messenger RNA of Meriones unguiculatus (Mongolian gerbil), 5561 nucleotides long. It is a transcript of the gene Wnt5a, whose product is annotated as Wnt family member 5A. Gene Ontology annotation, biological process: neuron differentiation; cell fate commitment; multicellular organism development. Gene Ontology annotation, cellular component: extracellular region. The coding region runs from base 211 to 1293 and encodes 360 amino acids. Gene Ontology annotation, molecular function: frizzled binding; cytokine activity. The transcript is spliced from 5 exons. The record is from RefSeq and is a predicted model, not a curated record. Lineage: Eukaryota; Metazoa; Chordata; Mammalia; Rodentia; Muridae.
AAUCCGCCGAAUCUGUUAUCAAUUUCUCCACCACCCGCGCCCCGCCCCGCGUGCCCCGCGCGCCCCGCCCGCCGUGGAGCUCCCAAAGUGAGGGAGGCCCGCCGCGACCCGGGAACCGGAGCCCCUCGGAACGUGGGUGUCUGUGCACACGUGUGUAAGCCCACUGGAAUAUUAACCCCGGGAGUGGCUUUGGGGACGGCUGGAGGUGCCAUGUCUUCCAAGUUCUUCCUAAUGGCUUUGGCCACGUUUUUCUCCUUCGCCCAGGUUGUAAUAGAAGCUAACUCUUGGUGGUCGCUAGGUAUGAAUAACCCUGUUCAGAUGUCAGAAGUAUAUAUCAUAGGCGCACAGCCUCUCUGCAGCCAACUGGCAGGGCUUUCUCAAGGACAGAAGAAACUCUGCCACUUGUAUCAGGACCAUAUGCAGUACAUCGGAGAAGGUGCGAAGACAGGCAUCAAGGAAUGCCAGUACCAGUUUCGGCAUCGGAGAUGGAACUGCAGCACGGUGGACAACACCUCUGUCUUUGGCAGGGUGAUGCAAAUAGGCAGCCGAGAGACGGCCUUCACGUACGCGGUGAGCGCGGCCGGUGUGGUGAACGCCAUGAGCCGAGCGUGCCGCGAGGGCGAGCUAUCCACCUGUGGCUGCAGCAGAGCUGCGCGCCCCAAGGACCUGCCUCGGGACUGGCUGUGGGGCGGCUGCGGGGACAACAUCGACUACGGCUAUCGUUUCGCCAAGGAAUUUGUGGACGCGCGAGAACGAGAACGAAUCCACGCCAAGGGCUCCUAUGAGAGCGCUCGCAUCCUCAUGAACCUGCACAACAAUGAAGCAGGCCGCAGGACAGUAUACAACCUGGCAGAUGUAGCCUGUAAGUGCCAUGGAGUGUCUGGCUCGUGUAGCCUCAAGACAUGCUGGCUGCAGCUGGCGGACUUCCGGAAGGUGGGCGAUGCCCUCAAGGAGAAGUACGACAGUGCGGCAGCCAUGCGGCUGAACAGCCGAGGCAAGCUGGUCCAGGUCAACAGCCGCUUCAACUCCCCGACCACGCAGGACCUGGUCUAUAUUGACCCCAGCCCGGACUACUGCGUACGCAAUGAGAGCACGGGCUCGCUGGGCACACAGGGACGUCUGUGCAACAAGACCUCAGAAGGCAUGGACGGCUGCGAGCUCAUGUGCUGUGGUCGUGGCUAUGACCAGUUUAAGACGGUGCAGACCGAACGCUGUCAUUGCAAGUUUCACUGGUGCUGCUAUGUCAAGUGCAAGAAGUGCACAGAGAUCGUGGAUCAGUUCGUCUGCAAAUAGUGGUGUGCCUGCUCGCCCGUCACCCAGUCCCACUCCCAGGACCCACUUAUUUAUAGAAAGUACAGUGCUUCUGGUUCUUUUUAUCCCCCCCCCCCCCAGGAAUUGCAGCUGGAACCAUAUAUUUUUUCUGUUACCAUCUAGGAACUCUGUGGGUUUUUAUUAAUAUUAUAAUUAAUGUUUGGCAAUAGUGGGGGAAACUAAGAAAAAUAUUUAUUUUGCGGAUCUUUGCAAAGUUAGUAUAAAACUUCUUUCUUCUGAUGCUACAGGAUAAAGGGGAAAUAACACAUGUUCGAACUUAGCUGUGCGGUUUGGGUUCACGUUUAGAAGGCAUAGAAACGGUUUCCUUCUCAAACAUGGAGUCCUGUGGGAUGGGUGGUAUCCAGGUGAAAGAGGUGGUGCAGACCCAUGAAUGACUCAGCUCCUGUGACCAAAAUGGAUGGCAGAUGCUCCGGCCCAAGACAAAAGGUCUUAAACAUAGGUGUGUUAAAUAUACAUAUAUGCCAGAAAUAUAGACUAUGAGACACUCCCCAUUCCAGAGGUUAUGUGCCUGCUUUCUGUAUUUUUGGAGGACUUGAAAAUCUCAUAUCUUCAUAGGCAGGCAUAUCAUGUGUCACUACAGCCCAUCUACGGAUAUUCCAUUUAUGGACAUGUCAUUUGCUAACAGUUCAGGAAACUCGGGGAGCUGGUGGGCUGGGGGAGGAAAGCGCCCAGAAAUUAGAAAACUUGAAAUUCCCUACAUCGAGGACAUGACCUUAUGGUGUUAGCCCAGCUUGUUCUGAAUAUCAGACUUUAUUCUGACUCAAAAGAACAUUGUUUUGAAAGCCAUCUUAUUUUCUUAAAAUUGAAAAAUUACCAUGAAUCCCAUUUGCCAGACCCCCUACCCGGGAAACAAGGAACUGCCAUGUAGCUGAGCACUGCAGAAAGGCAGACUGCCUCAUUGAGGAGACCUUGGCAGCCACCUUCCUACUUGACCCUAAGCCCCGCCUCUGGACUCUGCUGGCUGUGCUUCCAAAUGGCAGCUCCAGUGGGUGCUCAUUGCUUGUAGGGCAGGAAGUGUCCCCAGGAGUACAAAACCAGCUACCUGAGGUUGUUUAUCCCCCAAGGCUUUGCUUUGGAGGUACAGUAACUUCAUGGGUUUGGCUGAUGUGACUUGGCCAGAGGAGUCCACAGAGGUGUUACAGCUGGCUGUUGGGUUGUUCUAUUCCUGUGUUGAGACUAUCCAUUUGUGCUUUUCCUAUUAUUCUGCAGGUGUACGCUAAAACUGUUCCUAGUGUACUUGAACAGUGGCGUUUAUAAAAGAGGGGAUGUGGUUUAAUGGUGCCUGAUAGCUCAGUCCUUUGUACAUAACAUAUAUAUAAAUAUACAUAUAUAAAUAUAGAUAUAAUUACGUCUCAGUGCAGCCCAUGACUUAGAUUUACAGUUUGCUCUGGGAUCACUCUGCCUGGAGUAUUGUUGUCCUUCAUUGCAGGCCAAUUGAGAUUUCUUUUUUUCCCAAAAUGUUUUGAGUCUUGACAUUGGCCUGCGACUUCACAGGAUCCUACCACCAACACCAGGAAGCAAGCUAGACUUUGAAGAAGCAUUCAGGGCUGGUGUCCUGAAAUGUAUGUUGGUCAGAAAGUGGCCUUUCUGCUUCCUGCCCACCCCCAGUUCUCCACCCUCUUUGGUGUUCUUCGUGGGGAGGGCACUGUGGUUUGUCGCAGCCCUGGACCUUUAGAAGCUCCCAGAACCCAGGAGCACCAGCCUCACCUCCAUUUGCUUACCUCAUUUCUCAGUGAGGACUUGUGCCUGUCUUUCUGACAGGACUGAUCCUGAAGCAAACCAGCUCAUCACAGAGAUAGCUAGUUUAAAAUAAGGGCACCUCUAUUUCAAAAGUGACAUCUGCUGUGUUGUUUUCACGGCCUGAUACCGUUUUUCUAAGGUUUGAAAAGAUGUAUGUCUCCCUUCAUGGGCUUGGUAGCCUUCUGGUCACCUCAGUCCUGUGGCUCUUAACUUAUUGCCCAAAAAUAUAUUCAUUUCCCCACAGCUACAGUGAAUCACAAGCAAAAGAUCUUGAAAUGGAAAAAAAAGCACUAAUCUAGUUUAAAAUGUCACUUUUUUGGUUUUUAUUCUACAAAAACCAUGAAGUACUCUUUUUUUUUUUAUUUGCUAAAUCAGAUUAUGUUCUUUUUAAAUGAUUCAUGUUUAUGAGCAGAGUGGAGUUUAACAAUCCUAGCUUUAAAAAACUAUUUAAUGUAAGAUAUUCUACACAUCAUUCAGAUAUUUUGUAUAUCCUUUAUGGCUUUUAUUCUGUACUUUUAAUGUACAUAUUUCUGUCUUGUGUGAUUUGUAUAUUUCACUGGUUUAAAAAAACAUCGAAAGGCUUAUGCCAAUGGAAGAUAGAAUAUAAAAUAAAAUGUUACUUGUAUAUUGGUAAGAGGUUUCAGUUGUCCUUCAGCUAAUUCAUGUGGAGAAAUAUUUUUAGGAGAAGCCACAAGAGACAGCUUAGGGCAGCAGCUACGUGUUCAAAUAAUAAAAGAGCAGACAAUUUUUACCAAAACUGCACAAUUUGGAAGCCUCAAAAGAGCUCUAUAUGUAACAGAAAAAAAAGUGGAAUUCUCUUUUCCUAUAUGUUCCUUCAAAUAGAGAAAGAAAUCACGCAGAUGGCUUAAAGCUGGUCACAGGAUUGCUCACAUUCUUUUAGCAUUAUGCACGCGACUUAAUUGUUUUAGAGUGUGUUGCUAUUGUAAUAUCCCAGAGAUGAACCAAAAAGGCUCAUGCUUUCAUCCAUGACCAGACUUUCAGCUUAUACAGACACGUAUGCAUGUGUAUGUGCAUGUCUGCACGUGUCAUUGUGUUUACCGCUGCUGUUGUGUCUCUCUGUGAGCUCGCCAUCGGUCUUUUGGCCUUCUCUGUCCCAGUUGAAGGCAGUCUUUGUGGCAAGAAAGCAAGGGUCUGUAGAGAACAGGAACUAAAGGCUCCUGUGUGAUGUGCGGUACUAGAAGGCCUUCUGCUUUCUGGAAAUGUAGACAAGAAUCUGGCCAGGGCUGUGCAGACUGGUACAUUAACUAGCCUUUUCCUUUUCUUUCUUUCUUUUUCUUUUUUUCUUCUUCUCUUUCUGGAUAACCUUGUAACAUAUUGAAACCUUUAAAGGAAACCAAGAAUGCAUUAUUCCACAAAGAAAAAAAAAACAGUAGACCAACAUAUAGAGUGUUUAAAAUAGCAUUUCUGGCCAAAUUCAAACGCUUGUGGUUCUAGGAGUCACAUCUGUUUCAGUUUUUCUUCAGUUGUAUAUUGACCAGUGUUCUUUAUUGCUAAAACAUAUACUCGAUGUAGCAAUGUCAGCAUCUUUUUUCUUCCCAUCCUGGAGCGUAUUCAAGACCUUCCCAGUACAGGAACAUCAAUGAAACAUUUAUAUUCAGACAGUGGCAAACAAAACCAUGUCCAAAAUGGUCAGUAUUGGGCUCCUGGGUCAAGGCUGUGUUGUUCCAGUCCUGUUUCUUUGUGCUCUUGACCUUCGGGGACUGCCACUUCCUAUGACAGCAGCUGCCUGCCCACACUCUUUCUCUGAGGAUUUUUCCAAUAGCAGUUUCCAAUGUGUUUUUCUGAAAUGUUAUUCAAGCCCCUGGAACCUUCAGCUAGGGCCUGAGAGCAGGAUGACAGAACCGUGGACAAGAGCUGUAUUAACUGAUGAAAGUGAUCAGUAGUGGACACCACCUGUAAAAACUGUUGGGUCUGGAAAUACAAGCAGAGAAAGUUGCUUGCAAAGUUGCUUGCAACUUCAAGUACAUAUUUAAUGCAAACAAGCACGGAGGCACAGCUCUAAGGCACUGUUACUGUAAAGCAUACUUUAAAUAUUUAUUUUCUUAAAGCAUUUUGUCCUCAUCCCUCUCUUUGUGGAGUGGUAAACAAGAUACAAUGUUGUGAAGGUUGAGAUGAUUUUUUUUUUAAUUGCAGAGACAUUUAGAGACAUAAGAAUUAAACCUUAUAAAAGGGAUCUUCUAAUUUGCCUGUUAUGGAGUUUACAACUUAAAUAUGAUGAUUUGAUGAUGUUUUAUGUUAGGGAAACGGUUUGUUAGCCAACUUUAUAAAGCAGAUGUCAUUAAAGGUUGGUGAGAGUCAAUCUAGAAGGUUGAAUAAAAGCUCUCACAGUGUUUUUAAAGAAAGGAGGAACUUACAUCUUAGGCCAAUUUUUAUACAGUUUUCAACUUGCUGAGCUAGAAAAGAGAUAAAGAUUAUUUAUUUUUGUUCAUAUCUUGUACUUUUCUAUUAAAAUCAUUUUAUGAAACCCA